Molecule: messenger RNA, 1444 nt
Organism: Cyphomyrmex costatus
Lineage: Eukaryota; Metazoa; Arthropoda; Insecta; Hymenoptera; Formicidae
Product: protein BCCIP homolog
Exons: 3
Coding region: 7-900 (297 amino acids)
Cellular component (GO): nucleus
Source: RefSeq, a predicted model, not a curated record
GUCGUGAUGGCUGCCCCAGUAAAGAAACGUGAUAUUCAGCAAAAAUUGCACGACAGUGACGAGAAUCACGUCUCGUCCAGCAGUGAGGACGAGGAAUAUGAGAUCGCGAAUAACCCGGGAAUAGAGUUUCAAGUGGAUUUUGAAGGUCGCAAUCCACAAGAUCCAGACUACCAUGGAAUUAAAACAUUACUGCAACAACUUUUCCUCAAAGCGCACAUUGACUUGGGUGGAUUGACAGAUUUAAUAAUUUCUCAAAAUUAUGUAGGAUCAGUUGUUAAACAAUCUGAAGAAAUAGAUGAAUCUGAUGAUGAAGAUGAUAAUGACAUCAAUGAUGUAUUUGGUAUUACAACUGUCAUUAAUGUUUCUGAUAAACAGAACAUUUUGUGUGUACAACAGUUAAGACAUCUACUGAAACAGUUAGCAGAUGAACAUGCAACUGAUGCAGUUAAUACUAUGAUAAAAAAUGUAUUGGAGAACGAUGCAGCGCAAUUGGGUUUGCUGAUUAAUGAGAGAUUCGUUAACAUUCCCGCUAAGAUUUCAGUACCACUUUUCGAAAACCUAAUUUCUGAACUGAAACGUGCCAAUAAUAGAAAUAUGCCAUUCAAUUUUUCCUAUUACAUACUCAUAUGUAAAUUGUACAAAUCAGAAGAUAAAAAAGCAAAAAGUAAGAAUAAAAACGGUACUGAACCAUCAGUAUUAUGGAGUAAUCCAGAAGAGGAGAUCUUUGCGGAAGAAGCAAUUGUUAGUUUCGAGUUUUCUGUCGAAGAAGAAGCAGACAGUGGUUUAUCCGGAACGUGGACUGAAACGGACGACGAGAUGAUACCUUAUAGACGAGUAUUACUUUUUGAAGCUUCAAAGUUGCAAUCAAUAUUUGGUAAAAUACAGAAUCAGUUUUCUUAAUUAAUUUCAAAACGCAUUUUCUUGAACGAUAUGGCUGAUAAGAGAGGUUUGUAAGUGUAAAAUAAAAAACAAUCUCAAACUUUACACAUAAGUUUAGAAUAGAUAGAUCUAGUAACGAUCUAGUACAUUUUUUCGUACUUAGGUUUAUAUAUUCGAAAGGUGCCAUGUUAUGUGUGAGAGCGACGGAUUCAUGUCACAGAUCACAAGUUCAAACCUCGCAUUCUGUUUAUACGGAAAAAUUUCAUAGAGUCGUAAGGAACUCUUUGGAUUUAGAUAACUCUUUGACUAGACAUAUAAGGACUGAUAUGAUUCUAUCCAUGCCCUCGCUAAUUUCAUCUUUUUUUUUUGUUCUCGAAGGGGAAAUUUUCCAAGACCCCCGGGGGAACCUUCCCCGGGGAGUGUCGGAUUUACCGCCCGGCAAGUACCGACGGCCAAAGCCGCGGUCGACCUAACCGGACGGCGCCUAUAUACCGACUAAAACCCCUCCGCAAUAUUAUUCAUUUACUCUAAACUUAUGUAAUGUUUUUUUUUUAUUUUACACUUA